This is a messenger RNA of Carassius carassius (crucian carp), 3553 nucleotides long. RefSeq names its product folliculin-interacting protein 2-like. Gene Ontology annotation, molecular function: protein-folding chaperone binding; ATPase inhibitor activity. Gene Ontology annotation, cellular component: cytoplasm. The transcript is spliced from 18 exons. Bases 171 to 2858 code for a protein of 895 amino acids. The record is from RefSeq and is a predicted model, not a curated record. Lineage: Eukaryota; Metazoa; Chordata; Actinopteri; Cypriniformes; Cyprinidae.
GUCCGCGUGCGCUCAGUAGAGAGCGCCCGGGGGUUUCUGUCGUAGCUCGGCUCAGCUGCUGCAGAUGUCACGUGACUUCAGCAUGGAGGUCUGCAGACAUGAGCGCUCGCUCGCGCUGAUGGAGAAACGGGAAUCCCAGAUUGUGUGUUUGUGAAAAACAGCGCGCGAGCAUGCCGACGCUGCUGCAGAAGCUCUUCAGUAAGAGAGCCGUCGGUAACGGCAACGCACGGGACUGCUCGACGGCAGCGGAGCAGUGUUGGGCAUCUGCUGAGUUUGAUCUUGCUCAGAUCAGAUUGAUCGUGUAUCAAGACUGUGAGAGAAGAGGGCGCCAGGUUCUCUUUGACUCCAAAGCAAUACAUAAACUGGACGCAUCCGAGCUGACUGCUGAUGAAACCAAAACUCCCCCCAACCGGAGUGGUGCUUGCCAUAUCGGCAGCCAAGCAAGCGAGAAAGAUAAGCCUCCUACAUAUCAGUAUACCAGACCGGCUUCGGAUGUGAAUAUGCUUGGAGAAAUGAUGUUUGGCUCAGUUUCCAUGAGUUAUAAGGGCUCAACUCUUAAAAUACACCACAUUCGGUCUCCACCACAGCUGAUGGUCAGUAAGGUUUUUUCUACCCGGUUUGGAAGCAGCACCUCUGGAAGUACAAAUACGCUGCAAGACAGUUUUGAAUCAAUGAGCCAAACCUUUCCUAGUCACACCAGCAGCAUAGAAGUCUGCCGCGUACCUAGUGCUCCUCUGCUCUGCCUGGCUCGGAGCGCGUCUUUCUUUGCAGCCCGCAGUAAUCCAGUGGACAUGCCAAGCAGAGGACACAGUGAGGAUGGAGACAGUGGCAUCGCUCGCUCAGCAUCUCUGAGCAGUCUUUUGGCCACUCCCCUCCCAUCACCUGGAUCCUCCUUCUGUAGUGGCUGUGCCAGCAGUUAUCAACGCCGAUGGCACCGUAGCCAGGCCACCAGUCUUCAGCAUGGCCCCAUCCCUCGCUGGAACACUGAAGAAAUGUUCAGCUUAUCUGACGAGAGCUGCAGCUCCAACCCUGCGAUGAUCCGCAGGAAGAAGAUUGCCAUCAGCAUCAUCAUCAGCCUGCCAGAGAAAGAAGAGGAAAACCACAAUUUUCAGGAGUUUUUCUUCUCCCACUUUCCUCUGUUUGAGUCUCACAUGAACAAACUCAAGACUGCCAUCGAGAGGUCAAUGAUUGUGUGCAGAAGGAUAGCAGAGUCCAGUCAGCGAGUACAGGUCUAUCUGUGUCGAGUGAUGGAAGCACUGGGAGAAUUCAGGAUGACGGUGUGGAACCUGUACAUGGCUCCCCGCAUCAGCGAGCCAGUCUGGCUUUCCAUGAUAUCCCAGAGUACCGAGCGAAACCUGCUGUGUCAGCGCUUCCUGAAGGAGAUGAGUUUGCUGAUGGACCAUGGAGCCAAGAGCCAGUUUCUAUCAGCUCUCCUUACUGCUGUUCUUACGCAUCACUUAGCCUGGGUUCCUACGGUGAUGCCCAGCAGCCUGCCACCAAUCAAAACUACCUGCCAGAAACCUGCCUCCCAGACAGUGGAUCUUUUGGCAAAAUCUCACCCAUACAACCCACUGUGGGCUCAGUUAGGUGAUCUGUAUGGUGCUUUGGGCUCUCCGGUGAGAGUGUGUCGAACGGUGGUUGUGGGACGCAGGAGGGAACUGGUCCAGCGAGUCUUGUAUAUUCUGUCCUACUUCAUUCGAUGCUCAGACCUGCAGGAGCAUGUUCAGCCACAAGGACAGAUGGAGAAUCCAGCCAAUCCCUGCAGCUCUCAAACCACUGAUCCCACCCCUGAAAAAACAUUUCCCCCUAAACCAGACCCAUUAAAGCCCACUGCUUGUGUUAUUGACAAAGCAUUGAACCCUAAAUCUUUUCCAGGCACCUCUGUAGAACAAAAUAAUCACACACUUUUGACAGAUACAAAAUCAACCAAUCCAUCCUCCAGUCUGGAAUCAUUCACUGUCAGGCCUGGAUGUACAGAAAUGGGACAGGAAUGUUUUGGAGAAGACAGCGACUCUGUUGGGGGUGGAUUAGAGCACAUUUUGGCCAAUCAGAGUCCUCUUUUGCAUCGGGUACAGUUUCACAUUGGCAGUCCAAGGGAGACGGAGAAUGAAGGACAAGCUGGGGGUCUUAGUGAGGCGGGGUGUGGACGAGGAUUGGACCGAAAGUUACAUCAAAGGCUUUUGACUGAUAUUCGGAGGAACGAGAGCUCAGAUAGUGCUCUAGGUUACAGUGAUGAUGAAGAAACAUCACCGCGAGAACUCUACAUGGCUACUGAACAAAAGGAGUAUGAGUUACCACUACCAAGUUGUCAGGUAGAGAGCCGAGCCAGUGUUAAUCAUUUUGGGCGUUCUUUGCUGGGUGGUUACUGUCCUCAGUACAUGCCUGACUUUGCCUUGCAUGGCAUCAGUUCUGAUCUCAGGCUCAAACAAUGCCUUGUGUCCGACCUGGAACACACUGUUCUCCAUCCGGCGCUGGAUGAACCAGUGGCAGAGGCUCUUUGCAUUGUGGCAGAUACAGACCGGCUGAGUGUGCAGGUGGUGACGAGUCAAAGGCGUGUGUGUGAGGGUGGGCAGCUGGGCAGAGACGUGAUGGUGUCCAACCUUGUACACACACUCAUCACAUCAGUUCUGCAGCUGUAUGCGCUCAAUAUUGCAUCUGACUUUUGUGUGAUGCAUCUGGAAGACCGGCUACAGGAGUUGUAUUUUAAAAGUCGAUCCUUGGCAGAAUAUCUAAUAGGACAAACCAGGGUCCAUGUAAAAGAACUGGGGCUGGCACUGGGGAUUGAGUCCAGUGACAUUCCGUUACUUGCAGCGGUGGCCAGCACACACUCGCCCUAUGUGGCCCAGAUCCUUCUUUAAAUAGACCAAGUAAGAUUUAUUACAAAUUUAAGGACCAAUCAGAAUGUGUUCCUGUUCUGCAUGGACCAGCAAGGAUCUGAUCAUGAUCAGAUGACCACACCAAUCAUGAUGCACUGUGCUCGACAUCCAUUCAGAGCCUACACCCAGCCUUAAUAUGCCAAUCAGAAUGCCUCUUUGUCCAGCUGACAGUCUUUUCUUAUAUGUGUGCAUCUAACUGUCUAUAGACUGCAUCAUGCACCAAAUUUGGGACACUUGUUAAUGCUCUACUUAUUUUACAGUAUCUCAUGUCUUUUCAAGUCUUAUUUGAAAGGGAAGGCAAGAGAAAGCACAUGAUAUUGAUGAAAAACAUCAAUAUGAGCAAGAAUAUGGAGAAGCAUUUGAUCCUUCCAUUGAAUAAUCUCUCAGCACUAUAUCUGAAUACACAGUAGUGUAGUUCAUUAAGAAUGAGAGCAUAUCUAUAAAAUGUAGAGCCUCUCUGUGAAGAACAUAAGUUUACAUCAGGAGCCAUAUUUUAUAGCUGGCUGAUCUCGGAAGAAAUAGUUCCCCCAAACAUAAAAAUUUGCCAUAUUUAGUUAUCCUCAAGUCGUUCCAAAUUUGCAGGACUUACUUUAUGCUAUUUGGCUACUCCUUAUUUAUUUAUUUAUUUAUUUGUUUAUUUAUUUGUCUAAUAAAAGUAAAAGGUAAAAUGACAUAAA